CCAUGUUGAAUUGCCGAGAUUGUGAAAGAAGAGACAAAAGAGUGACAACUCGGUGGAUUUCUCGAAAUAGCGAGUAUUUACCAAACUUAAUUAAACUGUCGAUAUAACUUUAAGCAACCAUACAACGGUCAAGACUUUGAGUGGAUGUAGCAUCUUCCUCCGACUGGGUAACCUGGAUAUUUUGUUGAUAGGCAAUUCCCGAAGCACUUUGCAGACUGCCAUCUCAACUUUUGCUGCAGAAGUAAAGGAAACUGGAUCAAGAUAACCAGACAUUUAAAGUGCACUGCCCAUGUUAAAGAAAAAAUUGCUGGAGUGACUUUUUUGAGCCAUUAUUAAGCCCCAGCAAAUCUGUUUAAUGACUUGUGUCAAAGAAACAAAUCAUAAGAGUAGUCUGAGACGUGACCAAGCAGAUCAUAUUUUGCUACUUGCCAUUUUGAAUGUAUAAACAUAGCACUUGGACUUAAAAAGCCAAGAUACUUGAAGAACACAAAGAUAAUUCUGGAUCAUUACAGCAAGGACAAGAGUACUUUGACACACAUUUUUGAAAGAAAAACAAUAGGUGGUUUGUUUUGGUCACAUUUGAUUUAUUUAUUCAUAUGAAUGUUAUUUCUCCCUUUUUUGGAGAGUUGUCUUGUAAAUAGACAGAAUUCAUACACAGACCUCUUAUUUUCAAGAGGUCUGAAUGUCAGAUUGUGCACACAAUACAUUCUUUAAAAAGGAAAGAUUCGAGGAAAAAAAUAUUUUUUCAGCUUUUAGUGUUUUGUUUUGUUUUUUAUAAUUUUUUUUUUACACGGGUGCAUUAAGCAAAACAGAUCAGUGAAAAAGAGGCAAAUAUAAAUAUAACAGUCUGAGAAAAAUUGCCACUUAAGGUAUUGAACUCAUGGCUACAACAAGAACGGCAAACCCAGCAACAAUGAUUGGAUUGAACAAACCAGCAAAUGGGCAGCUCAGAGGACAGACCAAGCCAGUUGGACAACAGUCGGUACUCCCUGCAACUGCCCAACAGCCCGGUGCCCCCCAGAAAUGGACCAGUAUUCCUCAGAGCAGUGGGGGCAUCAAGUUUGGUGAUGACUGGAAGAAGUGCCUGGAGCUUCCGCCAAAAGAUAACAGGAUGAAAACUUCGGAUGUCACAUCAACUAAGGGAAAUGAAUUUGAAGACUACUGCCUAAAGCGGGAACUUCUAAUGGGAAUCUUUGAAAUGGGAUGGGAGAAACCCUCCCCUAUCCAGGAGGAAAGCAUCCCCAUCGCUCUGUCAGGCAGAGAUAUUUUGGCUCGGGCCAAGAAUGGCACAGGAAAAAGUGGAGCCUACCUCAUCCCUCUUCUGGAGAGGAUAGACCUGAAGAAGGAUCACAUCCAGGCCAUAGUAAUGGUGCCAACAAGAGAGUUGGCCCUGCAAAUGAGCCAGAUCAGCAUUCAGCUCAGCAAGCACCUAGGAGGGAUCAAGAUCAUGGCUACCACAGGUGGCACCAACUUGAGGGAUGACAUCAUGCGUCUUGAUGAGACAGUACAUGUAGUGAUUGCUACACCAGGCAGGAUACUAGACCUGAUGAAGAAGGGUGUGGCAAAAAUGGAUAAAGCCCAAACGAUGGUGAUGGAUGAGGCAGAUAAACUGCUGUCCCAGGACUUUGUGGUCCUGAUUGAAGAAAUUAUCAGUUUCUUACCGAAGGAUCGUCAGAUCCUGCUUUACUCUGCCACUUUCCCCAUCAGUGUGCAAACAUUCAUGAGCAAGCACCUGCAGAAGCCUUAUGAGAUCAACCUGAUGGAGGAAUUGACAUUGAAGGGCAUUACUCAGUACUAUGCCUACGUGACUGAAAGACAGAAGGUCCACUGUCUGAACACACUCUUUUCUAGGCUGCAGAUCAAUCAGUCUAUUAUCUUCUGUAACUCCACCCAGAGGGUUGAGCUUCUGGCCAAGAAAAUCACCCAGCUGGGCUAUUCGUGCUUCUACAUUCAUGCAAAGAUGAUGCAGGAAUACAGGAACCGUGUGUUCCAUGACUUCAGGAAUGGAUUGUGCAGAAACCUGGUCUGCACAGACCUAUUCACCCGGGGCAUUGACAUCCAGGCAGUAAAUGUGGUCAUCAAUUUUGACUUCCCCAAAAGUGCAGAGACCUAUCUGCACCGCAUUGGCAGAUCAGGGCGUUUUGGUCACCUGGGUCUGGCCAUCAAUCUGAUAACUUCAGAUGACCGCUACAACCUGAAGAAUAUUGAGGAUCAACUGGUUACUGACAUUAAGCCCAUCCCCAGCAGCAUUGACAAGAGCCUGUAUGUGGCAGAGUUUCACUCAGUUGACCCAGAUGAUGAUGAUGGCGGCAACAACAGAAACGAGGAACUGGGAGCAGCCUAAAUGGUGAAACAUGAUGGCUGGCAUUCAACACACAAUAUUGGCGACACAUCACACAAGAUUCCAAGUGAAGAUUUCUAUUCCCCACUUUGCCACCAAAAUGGUCUAUUUUAGAUUUAUUUUCAUUUCCAUUUUGAGUUUACAGCAAUCCCCAGGUCGGUCUAUUCAUAUACUAGUAAAGUGUUAUCUCCCCCACUGAAAACUGCCACUUUAAUCAGUUUAACUUUCUGCCACACUGCCAGAGAUGGUCACCGUACAUGUGAUUUGGGCUGUUGGUUAAGUUUGCCGUUGAACUCAGCCACUCUCGACAAUAGAUGGAAGUUGUUGUGUUAAAGGUUUUUUUUUUCUUUUCUACUUUACUGUAAGAAUGAAAAUGUGAAACCAAAGAUAGACUUGGAGGAUAAAUCCCAGCUCACAUAUUUGCUGUGUAGAUGAACUACAUAUGCAAAUGUUUACAUCCUGCUGACAUGUCUUUUGAGCAGAUGAUUUAAAGGAAACUUGCCCUGUUUUCUUUAAAAGAGAAAAAAAAUCUACACUCAGGUAGAUAAACCUUUUUUUGUACUGGAUUGGACCUCUCUCCCACCUUUUCCCCAGAACUGGAGGUGCCGGAAACAUACCUUAGAGCCUGGUUCAUGUUGCCAUGAUAGCUUUAUGCAGUUGCUGCAGAUUUGUCAAAUGGAUUUUGUAUUUAACCUCAUCUCAAAGGUGCUCUGUUGGAUUCAAAUCUGGUGACUGUGGAGAACACUGGAGGAGAGUCAUUCUCAUGUUUGAGAUGACGUGUAUUCUGUGAUGUGGCAUGGUAUCCUGCAAAGAAAUAGCCAUUAGAAGAUGGGUAGACUGUGGCUGCACAUAGUCAGCAACAAUACUCAAGAAGGCUUUAGCAUUUAAGCGAUGCUCAGAUAGUAUCAAGUGUGCCAAAAAGGUAUUCACAUCAUUACACUGCCACCACCACCCGUUCCAAAUGUUGGUGGAUUCAUGUUGUUUACACCCAAUUCUGACACCACCUAUUCUAAUCAUCUGCUGUGCAGUUUUGGUGAGCCUGUCUCCUCUCGCCUCAGUUUUCUUUACAUACCUCUGCUGUAAACACGUGGUUAUGUGCUAGUGUCACCUUCCUGUCAGCUUGAACCAGGCUGGCCAUUCUCCUUAGCUCUCUCACUAACAAGGCCCUCACAACUGCCACUCAUGGACUUGUGUGUGAAAUCCCAGGAGACUAGCACCACCAAUCAUUCCACAGUGAAAAUCAAUCGGAUCACAUUUCUUCCCCAUUCUGACGUUUGGUCUGAACCGUUCACAUUACCGAGUAGGUAUACCUAAUAAUAUGCCCACUAAGUGUAGUUAUUUUUGUAGCUUUGGCCAUAAUUCCUGUUAGUAUAUAAAAAAACAUUUUGUCUACCAAUUUUAUUGCCAAGAUUUGGAGAUGCAAUUGUAAAAUAAGGUGGAUUUUACACACAUCCAUAGUUUAACCAAAUUAACAUCUUUCAAAAGGGAACCAAAGUUCGAAGAGUAGACAAAGAAUUGCAUAAGUACGAAUAUAGACGACUUCAGAAACCAACAUGACCACAAUGUUUAAAAAGAGGGCUGCUGUGGUGCUCCAGCACAGAGCACCUGAAACAGUGUUGCUGAUAAUGAACUUGCUAUUUUUUUUUUUUUAAAUUAGUUUAAGUGUUUUCUGCAGAAAUAAGAUAUUUAAAGAUAACAGUGUAAUGUCAGUGACACUGGAGAGCAUUUUGUCAAAACACAGAUCCAAUGACAACACGUCAGUAUUGUGAAAUUUCUUUCAUCCCUUUAAAGCCAUCGCACCAGGCAGCAUUUUCUCAGGUCUUGAGGUUAUCAGUAAUUAACAUGACAGGAUGAGACGGGCCUUAGUUAACAUUAUGUUGAAACCAGCCAACUUGUUCUGUCAUCUUAAUGUAGUUUCUGUGUCUCAUCUUCCCUCUAAAGUGCCUUAGUCUAACAUCAAACCUCAAACCUACUUUGCCCAGGCCCUUGUCACAACUUUUGUAUUGUAAGUAAAAUGGCACACAAUCAUUAGUUAAUCCGUUUUGAAAGCACAGUUAGUCUGAAAGGAUUUGCACUUUUUCCUUAUUUGUAACAUGCAUUUGUCUUUUUAUAACAAAUUUGUAAAUAUGACCAGCUAGAACUGCUCUUGUUGUGUGAAUGUAUUACAGCCUUGGACUUCUUGACUUCAGCACAAUGUCACAAAAGAUGUGUAUCUCAAAUUUAAAACCUUGACACUGUGAAAUUUCCAGUCUACUUUUUAUUUUUAUUUUUUAUUGUUUCUGUGGCUGAUCAAUACAUUACUGCAAAGCACCAGUAGGGCAGGGACCAUUAUCUGUGUGCCAUCUUCUAAAGUUCUUCAUGCCUGACUCUGGGUGCCCUUUUAUUAUGAUAGAUUUUGGUCCCCCAAUUAUUUAGCCUCAGUGCAGGCAACACUUGAAUCAAUACAUGCCAUGUGAUAGAAACAAAAUAAGGACAUUUUCUGAGUGGGUUUGUAACCUGAGAUCAUUUUGUUCUGUCAUAGCAUUAUGGAGAAAGAAAUACCUUCAUGACUUGAUGACCAGAUUCUUUAAGCAGAAAGACAGACAGGCAAGAAUUUUCUGUUAAGUGUGUCAAUGCAAGCCUCCCAAACGAAUUAAAGUCCAACUGCCUAACUCUA
Messenger RNA from Siniperca chuatsi (mandarin fish), 4997 nucleotides. It is a transcript of the gene ddx61, whose product is annotated as DEAD (Asp-Glu-Ala-Asp) box helicase 61. The record is from RefSeq and is a predicted model, not a curated record. The transcript is spliced from 13 exons. Gene Ontology annotation, molecular function: RNA helicase activity; mRNA binding; ATP binding. Gene Ontology annotation, biological process: cytoplasmic stress granule assembly; P-body assembly. Lineage: Eukaryota; Metazoa; Chordata; Actinopteri; Centrarchiformes; Sinipercidae. Gene Ontology annotation, cellular component: P-body; cytoplasmic stress granule. The coding region runs from base 881 to 2344 and encodes 487 amino acids.